GACCGCCCCACGCUCGCUUAUGAUGGCUGUGACCGGCAGCGCUAGACACGACUGCUGUCGGUCCGCUAUGCCUGCAUCCUGAUUGCGGAUACGGUCACCCUCUCCGCAUUUCGAUCACAAAUGGCGCAAUGCCAGCAGUCCCAGCCAUGGCAGACCAAAAUACGAACAACAAUGCAGAGUCCACGACAGGUCUUCAAGGCCGGCCGAAGAAGCGAGCCAGGGUCAUCUCUGGCUUGACGGAAGAGCAGCUCCAGCGCAAACGAAACGUUGAUCGCAAGGCUCAGCGUGCUUUCCGACAGCGCACGAAAGACAGCAUCGAGAAGCUCGAGCAGCAGCUCGCGUCAAUCAAUCAGAAAGCCGCUGAGAGCGAUGCAAAAUUCCAGCAGGAGCUUGCGGCCGUCCACAAGAACAAUCAGACGUUGCAGCAGUGCCUUGAGCGCAUCUCCGAGCUAGCCUCAGCUACAAUCCGCGCAAUCGCCCACGGUCACGACACUGAGUAUGAUCGGGCCUCCGGUCGCAGCCCCGUACACAGCACGGUUGCACAUUCAGGCGACGCCAGCCAUCAAAACAAAUCGGCCACAGGCUCCAACCAACCACACAAUGCUGCACCGAAUGCAUCACAACCCAUAACUCCUGUGACCUUAGAGAACGACAGCUCAAGUUGCAACGUCCCAAACGAUAUGCAUUACGAGGUCGAGGGGUCUCCUAGCAUGCUACCUAUCGACAUGACACCUCCCAAUCAGCCACAACCCUCUGUACACCCUUUCGAUCUUUUGCAGGAACAGCAAUCAAUAUCGCCGCAAGCCCAUGACUCUGUUGGUGAGCCCAUGUCGCCCAUGUAUGACCAGGGCGAACCGUCUCAUCAUAUCAGGCCUGCAUCGCUCGCUGGUACAGGCUCGAGCUGCGUCUCAUCAUCUGCAGGCCAACAAUAUGCGACUAUCGACCCGGGUCUGGAGGAGAGGAGUCCGAAUCAAUAUGAUCUUGCACGACCCGCACAUCAUGAUCUGUGCAACGGUAUGCAGGUGAGCCCUCAUGCCGCCGAUUCGGCGCCGACUGCCAGUUCAAUACAGAGCUUGCGCUCAGAUCCAGUAUCCAUAGUUCUACCUUCGCAUGUACUACCGACAUGUCCUUUGGAUGAGAUACUACAUAACUUCUUAAUAAGUCGGAGAGACCUGCUUACACACGGUAUGGAUGUUGAUGCUGCUGCUGGACCCUUGCGUCCAACAGUCAAAGCACUGCUCGAUCCUCAUAUGACCAAUGACGUCCACCCUCUCAGUGGCAUAAUGUCGGGAGUUUUGACGACAUUUGCACACGUCGAACAGCCGGAGAAACUUGCUUUCUAUUACUUGAUGUACAAGACAAUGCGGUGGCAAAUUGCGCCUUCUAAAGAAACUUACAGGGCUAUGCCCACAUGGCUUAGACCGACCGUCACACAGAUCACAGUGCAGCACGCUGCCUGGAUAGACAACAUUCCGUGGCCUGGUGUGCGUGACAUUCUAAUCGAGAACCCUGACGAUCAUCCCUUCGAUUUGUUUUCGCAGUAUUACUCACACAAUAUCAGUGUGAAUUGGCCUUUUGACCAUAUGGACGCUGUCACUGAUGUGGACAACAAUGUCGUGCUGCAUUCCAUCUUCGAAAAACACGUAUCCAAUCUAAAGAAUUGGACAGUGUCGGCAGAGUUCCAUUCCCGGUUUCCGUACAUGUCCUCUGCAAUAUACUCAAGAGAUUGACGGCGACUGGCGGUCGUCCGCAAACAUUGCUCUGAAAGUUUGUCAGUUGCCUGACAACGGUAACAUGACCCUGCGGAGUGUUCUCAGUGUUUUCUCGGACCGUGUCAGUACCCUAGCUCAACCCCGUCUCACGAAAGUCUUGGCACUAUUCGGUACCCCCUCCGCACACUUCCGCAUGACUCAUGAUUGCCAAUCUGGAGGUGGGCUCAGAGGCUUAUACAAAACUCUACAAGGAUAUUCCGUACUAUGCGAGUAAU
Boeremia exigua is the source of this 1987-nucleotide messenger RNA. RefSeq lists its product as uncharacterized. Lineage: Eukaryota; Fungi; Ascomycota; Dothideomycetes; Pleosporales; Didymellaceae. The transcript has 3 exons. The record is from RefSeq and is a predicted model, not a curated record. Bases 129 to 1730 code for a protein of 533 amino acids.